This is a messenger RNA of Rodentolepis nana, 159 nucleotides long. NCBI's taxonomy places the organism in Eukaryota, Metazoa, Platyhelminthes, Cestoda, Cyclophyllidea, Hymenolepididae. The record is from the annotation of a GenBank genome assembly.
AUCUCAAGCAUUUCAAGGGAAGAUCUAUGGAAGAUCACCUCCGACUAUAACUUGAAGGGUUCUUUCGCGCAGGCCUGCGUUGGGACACACGUCCGUAUCCGCACACGAUCAGCGGCCUCUGAUUGGGUGGCCGGAGUGGUCAGAAGAUCAAGACAGUAG